UGCAAGCGUCCGCACUUACCCAGCAGCCCGCUUCUGCCUCGCAUCCGCGAAUUAACGUACAGUCCGCAUUGCAGAAUGGGCGCCUUCGUCAGCGUGUUCAGAGCCAGAGAGCCGCCAUCCACGGAGGAUGACACGCAGAGCCGAAGUCUGCCAGCGAAGCCAGUGUUGCGCCACAGGAGCUCCUCUACCGGAUCCACCGAACGGCAGACCCGCAGUAGCAGGGCCGUCUUCGUGCUCGGCCCUUCGUCGAGCGGAAAGACGACGCUCUGCGAUGCGCUCGUCCGCUAUCUCGACCUCGACCGCGCGCGUUACGUGACGGAGGUCGCCCGGGCUGUCAUGCGUGAGCAAGGGUUCUCCCGGAAAGACGUGGACACGUACGAGAUGCAGUAUGCCAUCAUGACGGCCCAGCUGAAGGCCGAGGAGAAGGUCCUCGCACACAGUACUGGUACUCCGGAUGAUGAUGGAGGCGUUAUCUUGCUGAGCGACCGAUCAGCCAUCGAUCCUAUCGUGUACGCUUCCACGAGCAAAAACCCAGGAGCGGAAGACAUGCGACGGAGGCUGAUGCGGGACAGAGAGUUUCAGGACAUCCUCCCUUUAUAUCGCAAAUCGUUGUUUAUCGUCCUUCAACCGGUGAAGGAAUGGAUCAAGGACGACGGUCACCUAUUCGCGACACUAGAGGAGCUCAAUAUACCAUACGUGACUAUAGGCACAGACCUAAAGGACCUUGACAGUCGCGUAGCAUUCGUGGCCACGUUUGUGGCGUGAAACAUAGGCUAUUUUGCGCGGUCGGUUGCGUAGAGAUCCAUGAGUCCAGGUCUCAUUCCCCUUUUGAUGGGCUUGAAAGCCAGUAUAGACCAGUUGACGCUCAAUGACUGAAACUUACACGGAUGUAGAACACAUUCCACGCGCAUUCGCGUCCCGGCAAGACCAGUGCAACGCAGUCGGUUCCGACUCCCAGCCUGAGGCCUGAGCAGCGAGCGACGAUUUACAACUCAUCGCUUGAGCGACUGAAAAUCCCUUUAGGGUCAGCGAAUACAUACUCAGAGUCGUGAUGGAACC
Molecule: messenger RNA, 1059 nt
Organism: Fomitopsis serialis
Lineage: Eukaryota; Fungi; Basidiomycota; Agaricomycetes; Polyporales; Fomitopsidaceae
Product: AAA domain-containing protein
Exons: 4
Coding region: 76-765 (229 amino acids)
Source: RefSeq, a predicted model, not a curated record